Messenger RNA from Carassius gibelio (silver crucian carp), 2028 nucleotides. RefSeq lists its product as uncharacterized. The coding region runs from base 775 to 2028 and encodes 417 amino acids. The record is from RefSeq and is a predicted model, not a curated record. Lineage: Eukaryota; Metazoa; Chordata; Actinopteri; Cypriniformes; Cyprinidae. The transcript is spliced from 3 exons.
UGAUGUUUAUUAUUUUUCUUCUCUCUUUUGACUUAGGUUAUUUUGAUAAUUACCAUUAUUAUCAUAAAUUCCUUUGUUUUGUUUUAUCAUGAUUAGGUAAAGCUGUUACCUUUCCUCUCUACAUAUAGUUACUCAAUUGAUGUUAAACAAACCAAACCUUAAUUAACUUUAAGUUUCCUUUGUUCAUCCUUUGUGUAUUUGAUUGUAGAACUCCCUUGGUGAUUGGACAGUCGUCUCAGGUUUCCAGUGAGCAAGGCUGCCCGACCGGUGUUACCGAUACUGGCUGCGAGUGAAACUCGGUCCCUCUUGUCUCAAGAGACAUCAGCAAUUUUGGCACUCCAAAGGUUGUGCUAAAAGUCACAAGCCAUGCUGUCCUGCGACACGCCAGAGUAACGGAGGACCGGGGACACUGCGGUUCAGUGUUUGGGGAGCACCGGGGAGGUUGACCAAGCCACUGGUUCCCACCUGAAUGACUUCAAUUCAACCAGAGACAGUAACCUGGGAGCCACCAACGAAGUUAAAUAGUAGAGCGACAACCAGCAGCCGGUGUCAUCACACGACCCGCUAGGCUACUGCCUGUCAAAUCUCCAUUUCAGGUCCUUCGUUGACCCAAGUUAAUUGGCUACUUAACUGUCUGACUGUUUGCAUCAGUCAGCCCCAAAAUUCUCAUAAACGGCACAGCCCGUAUGAAUAUAGCUCGUUAAACGUAGAACGAACUUGCAUUGGUCUUUUUGUGUGUGUGUGCUGUGCUUCUCUCGCCGACAGAGAAUCAGGAUGUUCCAGGCAUCCAGUCCAGCAGUCCACGGGGGCCACCUCUCGACAUGGUUGAAAGCAGUGACGACCCCCUUCCUGCCCAAGGAUGCCAUUAACCUGCAGCACCCAGAGCAACUAGACACCGAGCUAGAUGAACUGAUGGCACGCGAUCCAAACCAAAGCGACUACUACAGAGAACUCGCCAGGAUCUUCGGAAGCCUAGUUCCCAUUCUCGUCGCCCAGGCACCGCUCAGUGAACGGAACAACAUCGCGGAGGAGGCCUGGAAGGACCAGGCCCCAACCCAGAGUCAUCUUGAUCAGCUUCUCCUCGAGACCCAGAACCAGCGCGAGAAAGAGGACGACACAGAUCCAGAGCUACAGAAAGGAGUUGAAAGACUUCACAAUGCCCUGCAAGAUCUUCGCCUCGACACAGAUCAAAGAGAACAGCUGGAGAGAGAAGCCAGAAAAGAACUCAACAAAAAACUCCAGCAAGGCGACGCUCUCCUAAAAAGAGCAGACACUGAACUGAAAGAAAAAGACUAUAAAACCUGGGCCUGCAAAACACACUUGCAAGCGGCCCAAGCUAAAUUCAACAAGCUUACUCUGCAGAGAGACGAGCUCCAAGAUGAACUUGACACUGUUCACACCGAACUGAGACAAUCUCACAGAUUACAGAGUGGCUGGAUCGGAGAAACGCACACCACAAAAUUUCUCCCGGGCCGCCACUCCAACCCUUUCAGCCAAGAACCCAGAGCUGGAAAAGGAGAUGUAAGCUCACUUCUAAGGAAAUCACCAGCCAGCUUACAAGAACAUCUGUCAACAACGGAGGGAAGAGAACCCUUCCAGAGAACGCAUGUCACCAAACCCUGCACUGCUCACAGAGAACUUCACAAGCUAGCCAGAAGCAUCUCUACAUUCAUUCCAGAUCCUGCAGGAGGACAUGACGUUCAUGCUUCUUUACAAGCCAUUGACUUUCAUUUGCAAACUGUCGCCAACGUGACAGAUGUGAACACAUUGUACCUGUUAAAAAUCACGGCCAGCCGUGAUGUGCAUUGCUUUCUGGAUCGUCAACCAGAGACUGUCAAAGCGUACUACCAGCAACUGCUACAGACUUUGAUUCUUGAAUUCUCUGAUCCAAACUCAGACCAUGGGCUCCUUAUUGCUAUGGACCUCAAACAGGGCCGAUUUGAAAACCCACAGACUUUCUGUAGUCAGCUACGAAACAGCUACUUCGGAGCAUGCAACGAACCAGGACGCCCUGUGCUCCUGCUCUAA